AGCUCAAGAACAUUUGAGUCAUACGUGACUAGGUCCGAUACACAAUUUACGAUACAAAAUGUUUCAUUAACUAAGGUAUAUAAGUUGCUCUCUACAAUUAAAACAUCCAAAUCAGCAGGGCAUGAUAGAAUACCCGGUAAACUUCUAAGAGACGCUGCUGAAGUAAUAGCACCAUCCCUGUUAGCAAUCUUUAACGCAUCUAUAAACACUGGUAUAUUUCCUGAAGACUUCAAGAUUGCUAUCAUUUCUCCAAUUCAUAAGGCUGGAAGCAAAACUAAUUGCGAUAAUUAUAGACCAAUCUUGGUUCUAUCCUCAGUUGCUAAAAUAUAUGAGAAAUUAGUUACAGAGCAACUAGAAAUUUAACUUGAAACUAAUCACAUUCUUGCAGAACAACAAGCAGGAUUUAGGAAAAAUCACUCUACACAAACUUCUCUACUUAACAUCACGAACCAAUGGCUAAUAAAUAUGGAUAAGGGUUUGUUAAAUGGAGUGAUUUUUUUGGAUCUCAAGAAAGCGUUUGACUGUAUUGAUCAUAAUAUAUUGUUAAAAAAAAUGCAUUGUUAUGGAAUAAGAGGUCAUACGCUUGCUUGGUUCCAGUCCUAUCUUUCUAGCAGGAUUCAAAUAUGUAAGGUAGAUCAAACAAUGUCCAAGACAAGAACAGUUAAAUGUGGAAUACCCCAAGGUUCUAAUCUUGGGCCAUUUCAUUUCUUAUUAUACAUAAACGACCUGCCAAACUGCCUGACCUCAUCUUCAGCAAGCAUGUUUGCCGAUGACACAAAUGUUUCAACCAAUGGCAAAACAAAUGACGAACUACAAGAACGCAUUAACGUGGACUUAGAAAAUAUACACCAAUGGUUACUUGCAAACAAACUUACACUUAACAAAUAUAAAACUGAAUACAUGAUUAUUGGUUCAAGACAACGAAUUUCAAACUUAGUACUGACGGACCCUAAAAUUGAGCUUG
Molecule: messenger RNA, 964 nt
Organism: Paramuricea clavata
Lineage: Eukaryota; Metazoa; Cnidaria; Anthozoa; Malacalcyonacea; Plexauridae
Source: the annotation of a GenBank genome assembly